UUCCAUUCCUAUCACACACCACAAGAGAAAAAAUGGCUACCACUGCAACCAUUUCCUCUCUUCUUCUUCUUCUGCUGCUCCUCCUCCCCUCCCUCUUCCUCCCCAUUUGUGGGCUAAGUGAUACAAAAGCUGGGGCCCAAUUCGCCAGACGGGCCCAUAUGAAGAAGCUAAGGCAGAAGGUGAGCCACCUCCACUUCUACUUCCACGACGUGGUGAGCGGCCGCAACGCGACGGCGGUGCCCGUCACCGAGCCGGUGAUGAAUCUUCCGUCGGCCUUCGGCAUGAUCACCAUGAUGGAUGAUUUGCUGACGGAGGCCCCGGAGCCGACGUCGAAGGCCGUGGGCCGGGCCCAGGGGAUGUACGCGUCCGCGGCCCAGCAGGAGCUGGGCUUGCUCAUGGCCAUGAACUUGGUGUUCACGGAGGGGAAGUACAACGGCAGCGUGCUCACCGUGCUGGGCCGCAAUCCACCGUUCCAGCAGGUACGGGAGAUGCCGGUCGUCGGAGGGAGUGGGCUGUUCCGCUUCGCCCGUGGCUUUGCUCAGGCCCACACCCACUGGUUCGAUCUCAAAUCGGGGGAUGCAGUUGUUGAGUACAACGUUUAUGUGAUGCACUACUGAAACUUAUCGUUGAGAUUUUAGAUUGAACCAGUAAUUAUAUGUAGGAUUUCUUUGUCAUUUUCUUUAGUUUUGAUUUCUAUGCAGACUGGUGUGUUUGAUCGA
Molecule: messenger RNA, 719 nt
Organism: Elaeis guineensis (African oil palm)
Lineage: Eukaryota; Viridiplantae; Streptophyta; Magnoliopsida; Arecales; Arecaceae
Product: dirigent protein 22
Source: RefSeq, a predicted model, not a curated record